Papaver somniferum (opium poppy) is the source of this 1310-nucleotide messenger RNA. RefSeq names its product endonuclease 1-like. Gene Ontology annotation, biological process: DNA catabolic process. The transcript is spliced from 9 exons. Gene Ontology annotation, molecular function: nucleic acid binding; endonuclease activity. Bases 119 to 1042 code for a protein of 307 amino acids. Lineage: Eukaryota; Viridiplantae; Streptophyta; Magnoliopsida; Ranunculales; Papaveraceae. The record is from RefSeq and is a predicted model, not a curated record.
ACAUAAGCAAGUAUGUAUCCUACAAACUUUACAUUCGCAGAUUCAUAUCAGAUUUUUUAUUUUCUAGAGCUGAAAUUUCCCAGCAAGUAAUUCAGAGAGAGUGGACUGGUCGGAGUAAAUGGGGAAUUCUGGAGGUUUAGUGAAAUUGUCAGUAUGGAUAUAUAUUUGCGUGUUUGGGAUUGUUUUAAUAGGGGAACCUGGAGUUCAUGCCUGGAGCAAAGAGGGUCAUAUCAUGACAUGCCGGAUUGCACAGUCUCUUCUAGAGGACGAUGCAGCAGAAGCUGUGAGGAGUUUGCUACCUGACUACGUGAAUGGUGACUUAUCAGCCCUCUGUACUUGGCCUGACCAAAUUCGGCAUUGGUAUAAAUAUCGUUGGACUAGUUCUCUUCAUUUCAUCGAUACUCCUGAUAACGCUUGCACCUUUGAUUAUUCAAGAGACUGUCAUGAUCCACAUGGAACAAAGGAUAUGUGUGUAGCAGGUGCCAUACAGAAUUUCACAUCUCAGUUGAUGCACUACAAAGAAGGAUCCUCCGAUAGACGAUAUAAUAUGACCGAGGCCUUAUUAUUCUUAUCACAUUUUAUGGGAGAUAUUCAUCAGCCUUUGCAUGUAGGAUUUACAAGCGAUGAAGGUGGAAACACAAUACAGUUACGGUGGUAUAAACACAAAUCUAAUCUUCAUCAUGUUUGGGACAGGGAAAUUAUCCUUACAGCGGCAAAAGAAUUAUAUGACAACGAUGUGGAACUCUUUCAAGAAGACAUAGAAAAGAAUUUCACAAGUGGGAUCUGGUCUGAUGAUAUGUCAUCUUGGGGAGAAUGUGACGAUCUUUUCUCCUGCCCAAAGAAAUAUGCUGCAGAGAGCAUAAGCUUAGCUUGCAAGUGGGGUUACAAAGGUGUCACACCAGGAGAAACUCUAGCAGAAAAGUACUUCAGUUCAAGGCUGUCAAUUGUAGCCAAACGGAUUGCACAAGGUGGAGUCAGGUUAUCCAUGAUCUUGAACAGGGUAUUUGGCAACCACAAUCAGGCACUCUCAGCACCAACUUGAACAUAAACAAUAUUAACUCAAAAGAAACUCUAUUUAACUGUUUCAAAAACAGACACUGAUACAAUAAUACAUAUUGCUAUUUGUACAAGGCAGAUGUACAAUCUAUGCUAUUUACAACACAAUAUAUGAUGCUUUUUAGUGAGGGUUUCUCCUUACCUGGUUUGAGCAACCCAUGGUGUAGAACCUACUCUGGAUUACCAUAGGGCAGAUGUACAAUCUAUGCUUAAGUGCAAUUUAAUAAUUGGUAAUAAAAAUACACAUGAUGACA